Molecule: messenger RNA, 1777 nt
Organism: Nerophis ophidion (straightnose pipefish)
Lineage: Eukaryota; Metazoa; Chordata; Actinopteri; Syngnathiformes; Syngnathidae
Gene: il17d
Product: interleukin 17d
Exons: 2
Coding region: 430-1083 (217 amino acids)
Biological process (GO): inflammatory response
Cellular component (GO): extracellular region
Molecular function (GO): cytokine activity
Source: RefSeq, a predicted model, not a curated record
AUGAGUGUGUGUGACAACGUGUGUGUGGUGGGGGGGUGAGCCUGAGUGUGUGUGUGUGAGAGAGAGAGUAAGUGUGUGUGUGUGUGUGUUUGUAUGAGUGUGUGUGACAACGUGUGUGUGUGUGAGAUCCACAUGUUAGAGUGUAGACCCAGAGAGGAUCCAGGCAGCUGCAGUGCGACCCUCCCACUCCCACGCUGGGAGUAGCAGUGCUCUGCGUGGAAAGAAGACAGGAAGCUCACUUCUAUUGAGAUGGGACUUUAUGAGCUUCCUGGUGGAAUGAGGCUUGGGACAUGAUCGUGGAUGAGACAUGCUGCCGAACUUCCACCCGCACGCCAGAGUUGUUCCGACGCGACAUUCCCACGCCGUCCAAGUGUCCCACUGAGAGGAUCUCAGCAAGGCUUUUGUGCGUGGACUUGAGGACACGUUGUCAUGCACCGUGGGCUCCGAGUCCUGCUGGCCGCGCUGCUGCUCCUCCACGCCGCCGCCAUGGCCGCGGUGGGCGGGCGGGUGAGGAAGAAGGUUCCCCGGGCCCGCGCGUGUCUGGACCUCCCCGAGGAGAUCCUGGAGCAGAUGUUCGGCCGCCUCUCGGUCGGCGUGCUGAGCGCCUUCCACCACGCCCUGCAGCUGGAGCCCCGGGACCACGUCCACCUCAGCUGCCCCGGACCCGCGCGCUCCUCGGCGGCCGACAGCCAGAGCCGCCUCCCGGUCAACCUGCUCAGCGUCUCGCCCUGGGCGUACAGGAUCUCUUACGACCCCACCAGGUUCCCGCGCCACAUGCCGGAGGCCUACUGCCUGUGUCAGGGCUGUCUGACCGGACCUCAUCGCCAGGAGAGCGACCAGUACCGCAGCACACCUGUCUACGCUCCCUCCGUCAUCCUCAGGAGGUCCGGUUCUUGUGUCGGGGGCCGCCACUCCUACUCUGAGGUCUACGUCUCCGUGGCUGUGGGGUGCACUUGUGUGCCCCUGCUGGACAAAGACCGGCUGGUGCAGAACGGCAACCAGAGUCUGGAGUCCUGGAGAACAGAGUCCAAAGCGGUCCGCUCCUUUUCGGCAGCGGGAAGCAAACAAGUAGACGGAAGAUGAGUCCAUUUUGAUGACCUCGGCCCAAUGAGACCGACUCGAAUCAGAUCAUAUGUCGCUUUAAACGCAAACUUAUACCAGGUGCAAAAGUUGUAUCUGUCGUUCAGACUUUUAGAAGAUAAUGUUCAUUUUCAUUGAUGUGUUUAUGCUUGUUGUUGUUGGCAGGGUUCUGGGAACUGUGCUGUCUAAUCACUUGGUAGGUUAGCUACAUGAGAACCUGGCUACAUGAGAAGUUAUCUACAUUUGGUUAUCUGCAUGAGAGGUUAGCUACAUUUGGUUAGCUACAUUUGGUUGGCUACAUGAGAAGUUAUCUACAUUUGGUUAACUGCAUGAGAGGUUAGCUACAUGAGAGGUUAGCUACAUGAGAGGUUAGCUACAAGAGGUCAGCUACAUUUGGUUAGCUGCAUGAGAGGUUGGCUAUAUGAGGUUAACUGCAUGAAAGGUUAGCUACAUGAGAGGUUAGCUACAUGAGAGAUUAGCUACAUUUGGUUAGCCGCAUGAAAGGUUAGCUGCAUGAGAGGUUGGCUGCAUGAGAGGUUGGCUGCAUGAGAAGUUAGCUACAUGAGAGGUGAGCAUUAUCUUUGUGAAAAUAUAAUUUUUAGAUUCAGCUCUUGAGUUGUAACAAAACACAAAAGUCAUAGUAGUCAAGUCUGUUUAUACUUUUCUGAAGGAUUAAAAAAGUAGAUUUCUAAACAAA